Messenger RNA from Aplysia californica (California sea hare), 333 nucleotides. Its product is annotated as histone-lysine N-methyltransferase SETMAR-like. NCBI's taxonomy places the organism in Eukaryota, Metazoa, Mollusca, Gastropoda, Aplysiida, Aplysiidae. The transcript has 2 exons. The record is from RefSeq and is a predicted model, not a curated record. Gene Ontology annotation, molecular function: nucleic acid binding. The coding region runs from base 1 to 333 and encodes 110 amino acids.
AUGAGUGGCGUCAUACUGAGCUGGCUAGUCCCACCUGGCGUAACUGUCAAUGGUGGCUACUACAGAGUUGUGAACGAGCUUCUUGAGGGCUACUCGUGGGAAUUCUUGGAACACCCGCCCUAUUCGCCCGAUCUCGCCCCAUGUAACUUCCACCUCUUACCCAAGGGAGAAAAAAUGCUGCAAGGUCGGCGAUUUGAGGACGAGGACCAGAUUCAAGAGGCUGUGAGUAAAUCACUCGGGACCUUGGACAAACGAUCACUGACCACUGUCUUUGACCGCAGGGUACAUCAAACGGAGAAAUGUCGGGAACUUGAUGGUUCCUACGUUGAAUAG